CCCAUGCAUACAGAGCAUCCAACGGUCAAUUUGGUCAGGGCGGUAGAGCUCUGUCGUCCUCUUAACUGUACCACCAACCCCAACUAUCGUUCAUAUAAUAACACAAACCCUAGAAAAAGCCUAAGCGUUCUUUAAUCUCCAUUAUUAGCAAACAUAACCAUAAUAACACUCCAGAUAAAGCCGAAACCUUCUUUAAUUGUCAAUUAUUAACUAACAUUGCCAUAAUCUCACUCUACUCUAUUGUGCUUUCUCUCUGAUGAUGCUGUAACCUCGUUAGUCGGAAUAUUGGAAAAAAAAAAAAAAGGGAAAAAAAAGGAGAGAGAGUAGAGAGCUAAGAAGCUCUAGAAAUCAAAAUGUCAAACGAGGCAAGGAGUGGAGGAAGCCUUGGGAAUGUCGAAGACAGCGCCGAAGCUAUUGUUGUCCCUAGUCUCCGUCUCCUUGUUCUCUCUCCUUCUCUUUGUCCGUCCAAAUCACAGGGCUUCUUCUUCACCUCGCAGUUUCUCCCGAACCGCCGGUCUCGAAAACCCAUUCCCUCCUCCUCCGAGGGUUGCCUACUUCAUCUCCGGCUCCGAAGGUGACGGACCUCGCAUCCUGAGGCUCCUCCACGCCGUCUAUCACCCAAGGAACCAGUACCUCUUGCAUCUUGAUCGCCGAGCUCGUCAGCGGCAGCGAGAGGACCUUGCUGUUUCUGUCCAGUCUGUCCAAGCCUUUGUUGCCGCCGACAACGUAAAUGUCGUUGGUCGGGGGGAUUCCGUCAAUCGUGAGGGCUCCACACCUGUUGCUUCUCUGCUCCAUGGAGCAGCCAUCCUGCUCAGGUUUAGUAACCAAUGGGACUGGUUCAUCAACCUUGAAGCCUCGGAUUACCCGUUAAUUCCUCAGGACGAUUUUCUUCAUGUCCUGUCUUUUGUGCCCACGGAUUUUAAUUUCAUUCAGCAUACUAGUAACAUUGGUUGGAAAGAGUACCAAAGGAUAAUUCCGAUAGUGGUUGAUCCAGGCCUCUAUCUUGAAUCAAAAGGUGAAUUGUUCUUGGGUAGUGAAAAGCGUAUACUUCCAACAGCUUAUAGAUUUUUCACAGGCUCUCCAUAUGUAAUCCUAAGUCGGAAGUUCGUUGAAUUUUCCAUCAUGGGAUGGGACAAUCUUCCAAGGACACUCCUCAUGUACUUCUCCAAUACAAAAUCUUCACAUCGAGGCUACUUUCAGACCCUUGCUUGCAACUCCAGAGCAUUUGUUAAAACUGUGGUCAAUUCCAAUUUGCAUUUCAUUGCAUGGGAUAACCCGCCAAGGAAAGAGCCCCGGAAUCUCUGGAUGUCUGAUUUGAACAAAAUGUUGGGGAGUGGAGCUCCUUUUGCUGGAAGUUUCCGCCCAAAUGAUCCAGUUUUGGACAGGAUCGAUUCAUUUGUAUUGCACAGGGGCCGGGGAAGGACUGCUCCAGGUGGAUGGUGUAUUGGUGGGCAUGAGAGAGGCAGAGAUCCUUGCCAGCUCUGGGGCGAUGUGAAUAUACUCAAACCUAGUAAAUCUGCCAAGAGAUUUGAAAAGCUACUGCUGAGGUUGAUGGCAAACACAACCUUCUGGUCAAAUCUUUGUGCCCAAAGAUGGAGGAUUACUGGAUAAAUAUCAUAAAAGAAGUUAUAAUCUGACAAUCAACAUAGAGAUAUCUCAGUUGAAAUUGUUUUAAAUUGUAUAUUUCUAACCAUUUAAUGUAAUUUGGGGAAGAGACUGGAUUCCACUUCUAGUUUCAGGUGUAAAACCAGGAGUUAUUCGGGCUUUUCAGCAAUACACAAUCUAUAUAUGGUUAGUAUUGUUUAUUUUUUAA
Macadamia integrifolia is the source of this 1813-nucleotide messenger RNA. Its product is annotated as beta-glucuronosyltransferase GlcAT14B-like. Gene Ontology annotation, molecular function: glucuronosyltransferase activity. NCBI's taxonomy places the organism in Eukaryota, Viridiplantae, Streptophyta, Magnoliopsida, Proteales, Proteaceae. The coding region runs from base 391 to 1611 and encodes 406 amino acids. Gene Ontology annotation, cellular component: membrane. The record is from RefSeq and is a predicted model, not a curated record. The transcript has 4 exons.